Chaetomium strumarium is the source of this 2308-nucleotide messenger RNA. Its product is annotated as autophagy-related protein 22. The annotation marks the transcript as partial. The transcript has 2 exons. The record is from RefSeq and is a predicted model, not a curated record. Lineage: Eukaryota; Fungi; Ascomycota; Sordariomycetes; Sordariales; Chaetomiaceae. Gene Ontology annotation, biological process: amino acid transmembrane export from vacuole.
CCGCGGUCAGAGCCCGUGCACCGCCCGCCGCCCGCUCCGCGGCUCUGGUCUCGCCUGUCGCAGGUGUCUAAGCGCUCCUUCCUGACGUACUCGUCUUCCUUCGAGGCCGACGACGAGCGAUCCAGCACCGCGUCGCCAGGAGACCUCGGCAUGAUGAGUCGCAGCCGGAGCAGGAGCAACAGCGGCAGCAGCUUCGGCGUGCCUCCACCGCGCUAUCCCGGAGAGGACACCCGUCCCACGAGCCCCAAGGAGCUCGCCGGGUGGUAUGCAUAUGCCUUCGCCGCCGAGGUCUAUGUCAUUUGCGCUGACUACCAGAUAGGCUCGUUCAUCCCGAUAUUGCUCGAGAGUCUCGCAAGGGAAAAUGGCGUCCUUCUUGCCGACCGAAAGACACCUUGCGGUCCCAGCAACGGGAAGGACCUUGAGGACGGCGGGCAGUGCAUUGUCUACGUCCUGGGAAUGGAGAUCAACACGGCGAGCUUCGCCAUGUACACGUUUAGCGUGAGCGUGCUACUACAAGCACUUCUGGUGGUCAGCAUAAGCUGCGCCGCCGACCACGGCAACUACCGCAAGAAGCUGCUGCUCGCCUUUGCGUGGAUCGGUAGCUCGUGCGUGAUGCUCUACAUCUUCGUGUCGAAGAAUGUCUACCUCUUCGGCGCGCUACUCGCCAUCGUCUCGAAUACCACUUUCGGCGCCUCCUUCGUGCUUCUGAACUCGUUCCUCCCGCUUCUCGUCAGGCACCACCCGGAACUCAGCGACGACGAGGCUGCGGUUGCCGGUUUGGCGGUCCCAACUGAACAGGGGCCACAGCACAAUGAAGACCCGCACGGCGAGGGGGCACUGGUCGACUCAACCGCGGCGUUACUGCCCAGGGAUCCCUUGGAGGACGGGCACGCCAUGUCCCGGGUGCAAACACGCGAGGAGCUGACCUCCAAAGAGCUUACCCUCUCUACGCAAAUCUCAGCGAAGGGCAUCGGCAUCGGCUACAUCGCAGGUCUUUUCCUGCAAUGCGUGGCUAUUUUCAUCCUCAUCCGGAUGAAGAACACCACAUGGUCCCAGCGAGUCGUUCUUUUUGUUAUUGGAGCCUGGUGGGCGCUCUUUACCGUCCCAGCGGCCAUGUGGCUGCGGCCCCGGCCGGGUCCCCCGCUGCAGUCGUCGUCGAGCCAGAAGGGCGUGCGCGCCUGGAUCUCUUACACCGCCUACGCCUGGAGGUCCCUCUUCCGCACUGUCCAGCUAGCAAGGCGGCUCAUCGACAUUGUCCUUUUCCUUGGCGGGUGGUUUCUGCUGUCGGACGCCAUCGCCACGACUUCGUCAACGGCCAUUCUCUUCGCCAAGACUCAGCUUCACAUGGAGCCGUGGGCACUGGGCAUGAUCAACGUGAUUUCCACGACAGCGGGCAUUGCCGGCGCCUUCUCCUGGUCCUUCAUCUCGCGACGCCUCCGCCUGCAGGCACACCAGACCAUCCUCGCGUGCAUCGCGCUGUUCGAGAUCAUCCCCCUCUACGGCCUCAUGGGUUACCUCCCGUUCGUCAAGAGCUGGGGCGUCUUUGGCCUCCAGCAGCCGUGGGAGAUGUACCCCCUGGCCGCCGUCUACGGGUUCGUGCUCGGCGGUCUGAGCGGCUACUGCCGCUCGCUCUACGGCGAGCUGAUCCCCCCGGGAUCCGAGGCCGCUUUCUACGCGCUCUACGCCAUCACGGACAAAGGGUCGAGCGUCUUCGGCCCUGCCAUUGUCGGCGCGAUCAUCGAUCGCUUCGGGGAGAUCCGGCCCGCGUUCUGGUUCCUCGCUGCGCUGGUGGGGCUGCCCGCACCGCUGAUGUGGUGCAUCAACGUCGAGCGGGGUCGGAGCGAGGGCGAGAAGCUCGCGGAGAUCAUUGAGGGGUUCAAGCUCGCGCAGGGCGAGCGCUCGAGGGACAGUGACGAGGAGAGCAGGGCGAUCCUGGAUGCCUAUGACGAAGAUACCGAUCCUUGAGGGAGCUUGUAGCUUUCGUUCUGUACGUAUGUGCGGUCAUGCAUAGCGACGGCGUUUAUUGUAUUGGUAGGCGUAUUGUCCGGUGUGUUGGUUCCAGGUUUGAUGGGUUGGGUGGAAGCUAUUAACCUAUCCCUAGAUCAUUGUCGAAUGCGGUCUAGGGAAAUAUUCAAGUGAAAGAGAUGAUGGCGUGGAAUACAAACAGUUACUUAUACGUGAUGAACGCUGGAUAUACAAUCCGACAAACCACAGCUCCAGUACCCGUAGUCAGGAUGCUUUUGUCAACUCAUCCUGUUUGACAUGGUUAUUGCGCCGUCUUUCGCUUGUUGUUGGCGAUCGAGUAAUC